CGCGCAUGCGCGCUUCCCCCCUCCCCCCCUCCGCCCAGCGGGCAGGCUGUCCGGAGGCGCGGCGCCACUCCCGCUGCGGGACGCCGGCGGCCGCCAUGGAGGUAUCGCUGCCGUGACCUUGUGAAGUGAUUGCGAGGGAGUAACGCCAGCAGCAGCAGUGACAGCCGGCUCCUGGCUUCAGGACAUGUGUGACAGCCAAGCAUCAGCCCGUUCCCCUGACAGCGCUGGUGCUGAUGAACACUGCACAAUUUGCUUGGAAAGCCUGGCACCUGUUCUGGUAACUUUGAAGGUGUACUCAUUGGCUUUCAUCGCACAAAGCUGCUCCCUAUGCCUCCCAGAUGCUGGAUGGAAGCGGGGCAGAACACAGCUGUGGAGCUGAAUCCCUUCCACUGCACUCCUGAAGAGAUGGUCAGCAGUCAGCCUCUUGCCAUAGCAGACAGUGGGAAAAGGAAAAAAAAGAAAAGGACCAGAGCCACAGAUCAUGUCCCUGGGAAAUUUGAAGAUUUGUACAAGCUGACUGCUGAGCUUCUUGGUGAGGGAGCUUAUGCCAAAGUUCAGGGUGCUGUCAGCCUCCAGACUGGGAAAGAAUAUGCAGUAAAAAUCAUUGAAAAAAAUGCUGGCCACAGUCGAAGUCGGGUUUUCCGUGAAAUAGAAACACUGUAUCAGUGUCAGGGUAAUAAGAACAUUUUGGAAUUAAUAGAGUUUUUUGAAGAUGACACAAGAUACUACCUUGUCUUUGAGAAGCUGCGAGGAGGUUCAAUCCUGGCCCAUAUCCAAAAGAGGAAGCAUUUCAAUGAACGAGAAGCUAGCAAAGUGGUGAGAGAUAUCGCCUCAGCUCUGAAUUUUCUUCAUACAAAAGGAAUCGCUCACCGGGACCUGAAGCCUGAAAACAUCCUGUGUGAAUCUCCAGAAAAGGUCUCUCCAGUAAAAAUAUGUGACUUUGAUCUUGGUAGUGGGGUGAAGCUGAACAGUGCAUGUACUCCCAUAACUACUCCAGAGUUAACAACACCGUGUGGGUCAGCAGAAUACAUGGCACCUGAAGUAGUUGAAGUCUUCACAGAUGAGGCCACGUUCUACGAUAAACGGUGUGAUCUUUGGAGCCUAGGAGUGAUCCUGUACAUCAUGCUCAGUGGUUACCCUCCUUUUGUGGGCAACUGUGGCACAGACUGUGGCUGGGACAGAGGAGAAGUCUGCAGAAUUUGCCAGAACAAGCUUUUUGAAAGCAUUCAGGAAGGCAAAUAUGAAUUUCCUGACAAGGAUUGGUCACAUAUAUCCUCUGAGGCCAAAGAUCUCAUCUCAAAGUUGCUGGUUCGUGAUGCUAAAGAACGACUUAGUGCUGCUCAAGUUUUGCAACAUUCAUGGGUUCAAGGACAGGCUCCUGAAAGGGGACUACCUACUCCUCAAGUACUUCAAAGGAACAGCAGCACAAAAGACCUGACGCUUUUUGCAGCUGAGGCUAUCGCCCUUAACCGCCAGUUGUCUCAGCACGAGAACGAGCUCAGCGCAGAGCACGAGAGUGCUGCCCGUGCUGUGUGCUCCAUGAAGCUUUCUCCUCCAUCCAAAUCCCGGCUUGCCAAGCGCAGAGCAAUGACACAUGCCACCAAAAACAGUGACUUUCAGCCAGUCCCCCAUAAAGCCUUUUAAACUUCUUUCCUGCUACGGAUCGGCAAGAUCAGCCUGUUUUAUUAUGUGGAUUUUCUGUACUGAUGAAAGCUUCUCUGCUUCUUACUCUCUGAAUAGAAGCUUGGUCUUGGGAUGUGCUUCUUAACUUCAAGGGGGUAGCUUUUAUGUUUUGAAUGUUUUUGCCUGUCAGAUUUGGUGCAUUAAGAUAAUUUAACUGAUGUUUUUAAACUAUAGAAGAUGGUUUUGCUGCUGUAUUAUCUGAGGUGAUACAUCACAAAGCUUUCAUGUUUUCUUCUUGGAAGAGCACAUUUUAAAAUUCAAGCUUGAAAACAUUGGAAAAAAAUACUUUCUUGCUUUGCCUGGCAGAGCAUAAAGUUUACAUAUCUCUUUGCUCUCUUUGGUGGCAAAUCCUUCAAGGUGCUGCUGCUACUGUCAGCAGCAGGGACUGUUUUCAACCAACAGUGCCCAUCUCUCUUUUUGUAGACUCAGGAAACAGAGGUGAUGACUGGGGGUGGAUCUUUGUCUCCACUGCCUUCACCGGGCGUAAAUGUUUUGUGGACAAUAUUGUAGAGGUGUAAGAAGGUCACAAGCUUGCAGAGAUGAUGAGGACUGUUUUGUUUUUUUUUUAAUUAUCCUUGUGGAUUGUUUGUGUGUCAGCAUGAGGGACAAAAUCUGGAAGUGUUAUUUCUUUUCCUGACACCUUGUUCUCAACCACGUUGUACUGUAUAUUUUACCAGUUCUUUUUGUCCAUUGUCCCCUUCUCUUACAGUUAUGCUCUUAAGUCUGAUAACCACAUUAUUACAUAUGAUUAUGCUUCGUAUCUGCUUUGUUAUGUAUAUUAAUGCUACUGUCCGUUAUACCUUCCUUUCAUGAAACUCAUGUUCUUCCAAAUCCAUUGGUGAGCAUUACCUGCAGUUCUUAAUGGACAGGAUUGAGUAAAUUUUGGUACAUGAAUAAUUUAGGAUUGUAAAAUCCAGAGGUACAUCUGUUCAAAAACAGUACUGCAGCUGCACUCAUGUAGUGAUCUCAGGCUGAGGGACUAGAUUCCAAGUUCCAGUUUUAGUACUGAGAUGCACCAGGGAUCAGAUGUAAUUUGGAAGGAUACUGGCUGAAAAGCUGAAGAUUUUGAGUGACCAAGUUGAGGUGUCUGUUGAGAUGGAUGCAACUGUUGAGCACUUUCUAAAACAUAAGCUGUGAAAAUCGGGCUGAGAUGCCCAACAUGAAGCACCUUAACCUUGCCAGCCAUUUGUGAAAGCGUUUGCUGGGGCGUUGUGCACAGGCUGAGGAGGGUAGAAGGGGGGUCCCCCAAUGCAGGCAUUAAACCCUCCCAAGCAGAAUGAGGAGUACAGUAGCUGAUCCAACAAGUGCUUGGAAUUUGAGUAGUCAAAGCUGAAUGUCUUUGUAUGUCCUAUUAGAGCAGUUUUACACUCUUUUAUCAGUGUGCAUACAGCUAUUUUUAUACAACAUGCUGUAUUUUGUGACUAAUAUUAAAGUUCUAUUUAAAAGGUUUUAUACAUUGUGACAGUGAUUAUGAAAUGUGUUUUGCUUUGUUUUUAUUAAAGCAUUUUAAGCUAUGGACUUAACACA
Molecule: messenger RNA, 3210 nt
Organism: Lagopus muta (rock ptarmigan)
Lineage: Eukaryota; Metazoa; Chordata; Aves; Galliformes; Phasianidae
Gene: MKNK1
Product: MAPK interacting serine/threonine kinase 1
Exons: 14
Coding region: 328-1644 (438 amino acids)
Biological process (GO): intracellular signal transduction; peptidyl-serine phosphorylation; protein autophosphorylation
Cellular component (GO): cytoplasm; nucleus
Molecular function (GO): calcium/calmodulin-dependent protein kinase activity; calmodulin binding; calcium-dependent protein serine/threonine kinase activity
Source: RefSeq, a predicted model, not a curated record